Messenger RNA from Zea mays, 974 nucleotides. RefSeq lists its product as uncharacterized. Lineage: Eukaryota; Viridiplantae; Streptophyta; Magnoliopsida; Poales; Poaceae. The transcript has a single exon. The coding region runs from base 57 to 731 and encodes 224 amino acids. The record is from RefSeq and is marked predicted.
GGCAUCCGAUCCAUCUUGGGCGGGCGCCGCGCGUCGAGGGCCAGCCAAAGCUUGCCAUGGCAGCCGUCCGGUCCGACAGGGUCCACCACCACCACCGCCGCUCCGAGGCGUCGUGCCCGGCAACCUCCGCGGCCGUGGCGGCGGCGAGGGCCGAUGACGCCCUGCGCCAGCGCCCGCGGGGGCUCGUGCAGGUCCGGGAGCGGGAUCAGGGCCCGCUGUCGACGGGGCACCAGCACCUGCACCACCAUCACCACCAGCUGCGGCGGUCGGCGGCGUUCCCACCCCGCCGCCCGGGGCCGGGGCGCCGCCCUCCUCAGCGCUGCGAAAGCGACCUCAACAUCAGGGAGCACCGCUCCUGCAGCGAGGUGGCCGGCGGCACCGCGGCGGGCUGCGCCGCUGUGUGCUGCUGCUUCCCCUGCGUCAUGGUGGAGGUCGCGGUGCUCGCCACGGUGCGCGCGCCCGCGGCGCUGUGCCGCAAGGCCGCCCGCGUGCGCAAGGGCCGCAGGCGCUCUGCCUCCGCGGGCCAGGCCACGGAGAUAUACGAGCUCCUCGUGGACGACACCGGCGUCGUCGAGGUGGAUGCCGGCGCCGCCAAUGCGGUGGCGCUGCCCGUGAAGCCCGCCUUGCAGCUGGAGGAAAAGGGGGAGCUGGAGAAGGAGGUGUGGGCGAGGUUCUACGGCACCGGCUUUUGGAGGAGCCCGUCGCAGCUGGACGACAACGACGACAGGUGAUCGGGACAGGCCCGCGAGCGAGCUAUCCACAAGCUCCUCCGGCGAUGCGUGGGCUUCCUUCGUUUUCCGCGGGAAGAAGAGAGGAUCGAGGAAAGGGAAACAUGAUUGUGUGUUCGAUACUACGAUUACGAACUUCGUUUUCCCUUCUUUUUUGUUUGUUUGGAAGGGGAAAUACUUCUCUUCUAUUCUACAACAAUGUCACGUACAUGCAAUGUAAUAAUAAAAAAUGUAUGUGAUAUAUUU